AUGUCUGUGCUGUGGCUGCUGCUGGGCCUCCUUGCCCUUACUGACUCAUCUGAAAGUGGCAGCUGGGGAUGCUAUGGAAACAUCCGAACCCUCGAUACUCCUGGGGCAUCUUGUGGGAUUGGAAGACGCCGAGGCCUGAACUAUUGUGGAGUUCGUGCCUCUGAAAGGCUGGCCGAAAUAGAUAUGCCACACCUACUGAGAUUUCAACCCAUCAUACGUACUGUUGGCCAAAAGUACUGUGUGGAUCCUGCAGUGAUCGCUGGUGUCGUGUCCAGGGAGUCUCCUGCUGGCAACAUUCUUGUCAAUGCUGGCAAUGUGGGCAAUGGAGUCAGGGACACGGGCCAUUAUGUUCCCACACCUUGGAUCAGUGAGUCCCAGCUUUCUCAGAUGACUGAUGUCCUGACUGUUAGAAUCAAAGAAAUCCAGAAAAGAUUCCCAACCUGGUCCCCUGACCAGUGCCUGAGAGGUGGACUCUGUGCCUAUGUCGGAGGUCCUGGCUACGUCAGAAGCAGCCAGGACCUGAGCUGUGACUUCUGCAAUGAUGUCCUUGCACGAGCCAAAUAUUUCAAGAGACAUGGCUUCUAA
Molecule: messenger RNA, 585 nt
Organism: Artibeus jamaicensis (Jamaican fruit-eating bat)
Lineage: Eukaryota; Metazoa; Chordata; Mammalia; Chiroptera; Phyllostomidae
Gene: LYG1
Product: lysozyme g1
Exons: 5
Coding region: 1-585 (194 amino acids)
Biological process (GO): defense response to Gram-positive bacterium; peptidoglycan catabolic process
Cellular component (GO): extracellular region
Molecular function (GO): lysozyme activity
Source: RefSeq, a predicted model, not a curated record